ACCGAUCACUGUGGAGCCAGGUAUCCUAGCCUCAAUUGACUUCAAUUCUUCGAACUUGGAAGCUACCCAAGUACGACGCUACCACAACCACCAAUCUCAUCUUCUUUUCUUUUGUUUCGUCGUGACGGUCCCCAAACCACAUCCCAAAACACUCAUCUAGGAGAUUAUAAAGCGCCGAGACGUGUCAUGACUCCAAGUCUAAAUGACUGAAAUAUACCCUACUAUUGCGCAGUGCGCAGUAGUUGCGACUGCUUUUAAGAUCCUCCUCUUCCCUGCAUACAAAUCCACCGACUUCGAGGUGCAUCGGAAUUGGCUAGCUAUUACGAAUAGCCUACCUAUAUGGGAAUGGUAUUAUGAAAAGACUUCUGAAUGGACUCUUGACUAUCCGCCCUUCUUCGCAUAUUUCGAAUGGAUUCUUUCUCAGGUUGCGAAGCUGGCUGAUCCAGCCAUGCUUCGGGUCUACAACCUGGAGUACGACAGUUGGCAGACAGUAUAUUUUCAAAGGUUUACCGUCAUCGCUACUGAGCUGUUGUUAGUAUAUGCUCUGCAAUUGUUCGUCGAGUUUUCGCAUGGAGUUACCAAGCGCGCAACCCAAGCUGCGGCAAUCUCGGUUCUCCUUUCUCCUGGUCUUCUCAUCAUAGACCACAUUCACUUCCAGUACAACGGAGCUAUGUAUGGCGUCCUGAUCCUGUCCUUGGUUUUGGCCAGACACAAGUCCGGCCUCCUAGUCAGUGGUCUCGUAUUCGCAGCGCUCUUAUGCAUGAAGCAUAUAUAUCUCUAUCUUGCCCCAGCAUAUUUCGUCUAUCUUCUAAGGACUUACUGUCUCUCGUCCCACUCCAUCUUCCGAAUCCAAUUCCUCAACUGCGUGAAAUUAGGGUCCGGUAUCCUUAGCAUAUUUGGGUUGGCAUUCGGUCCAUUUGCCAUCAAGAGCCAAAUACCACAAAUUCUGAGCCGACUCUUUCCAUUUUCCCGUGGACUUUGCCAUGCGUACUGGGCUCCAAACGUGUGGGCCAUGUAUUCUUUUGUGGACCGUGUUUUGAUAUUCGUUGCGCCGCGGUUGGGGUUACCGGUCAAGACGGAAGCUAUCAACAGCGUCACAAGAGGUCUAGUUGGGGAUACGGCUUUCGCGGUGCUUCCCGAGAUCACUCCUAGGGUCUGCUUCGCACUCACUCUCAUCUUCCAGGUUAUACCCCUGGUGAAGCUCUUCUUACGUCCUAAAUGGGAUAUUUUCAUCGGCGCAGUCACUCUCUGUGGCUACUCCUCGUUCCUAUUUGGAUGGCACGUUCAUGAAAAAGCCAUUCUUCUCGUGAUAAUUCCUUUCAGCUUGAUUGCUCUCAAGGAUCGACGGCAUCUUAGUGCGUUCCGUCCCUUGGCAGUAUCUGGCCACGUCUCGCUUUUCCCACUACUCUUCACCCCGGCCGAGUUCCCCAUUAAGACGGUUUAUACGAUAUUCUGGUUGGUGCUAUUCUUGAUGGUGUUUGAUCGCACGGCGCCUGCUUCGAAGCGACCGAGGUUCUUUCUCUUUGAUCGUUUUGCUAUUCUGUAUAUCACGAUCAGCAUACCCCUGAUUGUAUACUGUUCAUUGAUGCACCAGGUCGUAUUCGGCAAGAGCUACGAAUUCCUGCCCCUGAUGUUCAUGAGCUCUUAUUCGGCCAUAGGAGUGGUUGGUAGCUGGGUAGGGUUCAUGGUAGUCUAUUUUACAUCGGAUUACCCUGAACUGGUACGGUCUUAAUGCCCAAUAUACAUAAAGCAAUUAUAUACAGUUCUAUAGUUCAAUGAAUUGACCUGUUCAAAA
Messenger RNA from Annulohypoxylon truncatum, 1795 nucleotides. Its product is annotated as glycosyltransferase family 57 protein. The record is from RefSeq and is a predicted model, not a curated record. Gene Ontology annotation, cellular component: endoplasmic reticulum membrane. The transcript has 4 exons. Gene Ontology annotation, biological process: protein N-linked glycosylation. Bases 203 to 1732 code for a protein of 509 amino acids. NCBI's taxonomy places the organism in Eukaryota, Fungi, Ascomycota, Sordariomycetes, Xylariales, Hypoxylaceae. Gene Ontology annotation, molecular function: dolichyl pyrophosphate Glc1Man9GlcNAc2 alpha-1,3-glucosyltransferase activity.